CCGCCACGUGGCGCGAUCACAGCACACCGCGUCCCGUUGGACUUCCUCUUCAGGAGAACAGCUUCCCCCGCAAGGCAAAAAAAGCUCGCAUAAAACCCCGACGCUGAGCCGGUUGUCUUUAUAUCUCUCUCUCUCUCUCUCUCUCUCUCUCUCUCUCUCCAACACUUCCGGAUCGACCUGACGGCGACAGUGCUUAUUUUCCGGCGAUGGGAGACGCGGCGGAGCUGCACGACCAGCGGGACGAGGAUGUCCCUCCGCUGAGCUUGCAGCAGCUGAGGGUGGUCUCGGCGGUGGGGCGGGGGGCAAAGGGCGUGGUGUUCCUGGUCCAGAGCGGGGCAGCGGCCGGCGAGGUCUGGGCGCUGAAGGUGAUACUGAGGGGGAACAUUGAGAAGAAGGCCAAAGGCAAGGACACGUCGGCGGCCAAGGACGGGAACGAGUACAGGAGGGUCUCGUUCGAGCAGCAGGUUCUCCGGCAGUUCGACCACCGGCUGCUGCCGAAGCUGCGGGGGGUUCUCGCCACCGAUAAGGUUGUCGGGUACGCCAUCGACUACUGUCCAGGUCGCGAUUUGAACUCCCUAAGGAAGAAACAGACUGAGAAGAUGUUCUCUGACGACAUUAUCAGGUUUUACGCGGCGGAAUUGGUGCUAGCAUUGGAAUAUCUGCACGAGUUGGGGAUCGUCUACCGGGAUUUGAAGCCGGAGAACAUCAUGAUCCAAGAGGACGGUCACGUAAUGCUGGUCGACUUCGAUCUCUCGACCAAGCUCUCCUCGAGGUCCCCUCGACCUUCUCCGCCCCCCAGAUCAGUCCCCACGCCCGACACAUCGAGCAGGAAGCGGGUCUCCUCGCUCCAGAGAUGGUGCAGCUCGGGGUUCAUGGUGGAUGACUCGGACGCACCCCACCACAGGCCCAGCCUGAACUCGGUGUUCCCAGCCGAGUCCGACUCUGUCGAGAAGUCGAACUCCUUCGUGGGGACGGAGGAGUACGUGGCACCCGAGGUGAUCCUCGGAGAAGGCCACGACUUCGCGGUGGACUGGUGGUGCCUCGGGGUCGUGCUCUAUGAAAUGCUAUACGGGACGACGCCCUUCCGGGGCUCCAACCGGAAGGAGACCUUUUACCGGAUUCUUAGCAAGGCCCCAGAGCUGGUGGGUGAACCGACCCCGCUAAGGGACCUGAUCGGGAGACUACUGGAGAAGGACCCGAGGCAGAGGAUCGGGCUGGAGGGUAUCAAGGGCCAUGAGUUCUUCCGAGGCGUGGCAUGGGACUCUAUCGUGGAGAUCGCACGGCCACCAUACAUUCCGGCUUCAGAAUUCGACGAGGAAGAAGUCGAUAGCAAAGGAAUCGACGUCGAGCUCUUCGUGGAGGGAAUAUUUGGGAGUGGGGAAAGCGAAAAGAAUAACAAUGGCGGGGACAAUGGCAAUAAGAAGGCGUGGGUCGAAGAAUUGAACGAUCACCAGCCUCCCAAGAUUGAUAAUUUCUUGGUCUUCUAACUUAAUUUUUUCAAUCUUUUCCUUAGAUUUUAAAUAAUUUAGUUAUUGUAUAGAGAGGAAAUGGCAUAAUGUAGAAGGAAGCAAUAUUCCGAGGUGUUUUCAGUUUAUUAGUCACGACUUCGAUCUAGUCUGUGCACACGAGGAGUGCACACGAAGAUGGUACGAUGGUUCCGAGAUAUUCCGGAGAUGACUUAAACGCUAAGCCUAUGAUUUUUUCCAGUCAAUAUGAAACUCAUAUUAAUUUAAACAUAUUAUUUCUUUCCCUUUGAUCCAAUUUUUUUUUUAAAUGGGAA
Punica granatum (pomegranate) is the source of this 1780-nucleotide messenger RNA. The record is from RefSeq and is a predicted model, not a curated record. NCBI's taxonomy places the organism in Eukaryota, Viridiplantae, Streptophyta, Magnoliopsida, Myrtales, Lythraceae.